AUUAUUCAACGGGGUGGCAAGGAGCGACAACACCGUAAACCUCCGAAUCUCUCCCCAAGAAAUUGCCGAGAAUGAAAGGGGUGCAAUGACCACAUCAACUUCCUCCUCCUCCACCGAGGAACUCAAAUUCUACACCCACCGCCAAGAAACCAUCUCUGGAACUCUAAUCCCAAGCCUCUACGAACAUCUUCCAUACAGUAAUCCCAUAUACAGUCGGAUGCUCGCUCCCCAUAACACACCUUCCAGACACUGUCUCUUCGCCGCCACCUUUCCUCCCCACGCUCCAAUUCCCGAAUUCUACACCAUCAUCUUCUCCGAUCGAUCCCGCAAAAACGAAUCUCAGAUCUGGGUCUUCAAUCCUCUGAUCAUGCCUUCCUAUGAACAACCUCUCUCCAAUGAACAUGCAUCUCUUCUCUCCACACACCUUAAACUCGCCCUUGUUCAUCACAAAUUCUCUAACACAUCUCUCAUCCCAAACAUCAACACCAACACCAACAUCUGCCCCCUAAUCCCUUACCACACCCGCUGGAACCUCUAUCUCAUCCACACAGCGCGCUCUUCCAAUCUCCCACCCCCGCAACCCCCAGCCUCCCUCACCACCUCCCGCGUCCCAGCCUCCCACCUCAACCUCGUAAUCUCCACCUCCACCGUCCCCCGCGAACCCUCCACCCUCCUCGCCCAACCCUCUCUCUGUCUCCUCACCCCCGAGUCCGAAAUGGUAGCAUGGGCUUUCAUAGGAAUUGACGGCACCCUGGCAACUCUCUACGUACUUCCUUCUCACCGGGGUCUGGGUCUCGCUACUUAUGUUGCCCGGGAACUCAUUCGUCGUUUCGGGCUGGGGGAAUUUGCGGAUUUGGGGUUUAAUGGGUCAAGUGGCUUUGUACAUUCGGAUGUCAAGGAAGGGAAUAAAGGAAGUGAGGGGGUGAUGAGGGCGUUGGGGGGAAAGAGGAGUUGGGAAAGUAGUUAUCUUUGGGUUGAUUGCGCGGUGGUGGAUGAGGCUUGUGGAUGA
Molecule: messenger RNA, 1009 nt
Organism: Botrytis fragariae
Lineage: Eukaryota; Fungi; Ascomycota; Leotiomycetes; Helotiales; Sclerotiniaceae
Product: putative gnat family protein
Exons: 2
Coding region: 86-1009 (307 amino acids)
Molecular function (GO): acyltransferase activity, transferring groups other than amino-acyl groups
Source: RefSeq, a predicted model, not a curated record